AAGUCCUUGGAGGUCCUGCUGGCAGAGUGCAGAAGGAGGAGGGACAGCAGCUCCUCCCAUUUCUCACAGCCAGCUCCAUCUCUUAAAAACUCCUGUCUCAGCACACAACUGACAGAGAAAACUAUUCCACCCAAGGGUCAGUGCCAAAAAGGAAAAACAAAGGAAACAAUGGCAAAGAAGGUGGCAGUGAUUGGAGCUGGAGUUAGUGGCCUGAUUUCUCUGAAGUGCUGUGUGGAUGAGGGACUAGAGCCCACCUGCUUUGAGAGGACUGAAGACAUCGGAGGACUGUGGAGGUUCAAAGAAAAUGUGGAAGAUGGUCGAGCAAGCAUCUAUCACUCAGUCAUCACCAACACCAGCAAAGAAAUGUCCUGCUUCAGUGACUUUCCAAUGCCUGAAGAUUUCCCAAACUUCCUGCACAAUUCUAAACUCCUAGAAUAUUUCAGGAUUUUUGCAAAAAAGUUUGAUCUUCUAAAAUACAUUCGGUUCCAGACAACUGUCCUUGGUGUGAAAAAACGCCCAGACUUCUCAUCCUCUGGCCAAUGGGAAGUUGUUACCCAGAGCAAUGGCAAGGAGAAAAGUGAUGUCUUUGAUGCAAUUAUGGUUUGCAGCGGUCAUCACAUCAUACCCAACAUCCCACUGGAUUCAUUUCCAGGUAUUGAGAAGUUCAAAGGCCAGUAUUUCCACAGCCGCCAAUACAAGCACCCAGUUGGGUUUGAGGGAAAACGUAUCCUGGUGAUAGGAAUAGGAAACUCAGCUUCAGAUAUUGCUGCUGAGCUGAGUAAGAAGGCUGCUCAGGUGUUUAUCAGCACCAGACAUGGUUCCUGGGUGAUGAGUAGAAUCUCUGAUGACGGCUACCCCUGGGACAUGGUGUUCCACACUAGGUUUAGCUCCAUGCUCCGAAAUGUCCUGCCACGGAUAGUUGUCAAAUGGAUGAUGGAACAACAGUUGAAUCAGUGGUUCAACCAUGAAAAUUAUGGACUUGAGCCUCAAAACAAAUACCUUAUGAAAGAACCUAUACUGAAUGAUGAUCUUCCAAGCCGUAUACUCUAUGGAGACAUCAAGGUGAAACCAAGAAUAAAGGAGCUCACAGAAACUGCGGCCAUUUUUGAGGAUGGCACGGUGGAGGAAGACAUUGAUGUCAUUGUCUUUGCCACAGGAUAUACUUUCUCUUUCCCUUUCCUUGAAGAUUCACUCGUUAAAGUGGAGAAUAACAUGGUAUUGCUAUAUAAAUUCAUGUUUCCUCCUCAGCUAGAGAAGUCAACCCUAGCUUGCAUUGGUCUCAUCCAGCCCCUCGGUUCCAUUUUCCCAACUGUUGAACUUCAGGCACGUUGGGUGACAAGAGUUUUCAAAGACUUGUGUAGCCUGCCCUCAAAGGACACUAUGAUGGAGAACAUUAUCAACAGAAAUGAAAAAAGAAUUGACCUGUUUGGAAAAAGCCAGAGCCAAAUAUUGCAGACCAAUUACGUUGACUACCUGGACGAGCUUGCCUUAGAGAUAGGAGCAAAGCCAGACAUCACCUCUUUCUUGUUCAAAGAUCCCAAGUUGGCUGUGAAACUCUGUUUUGGACCUUGCAACUCCUAUCAGUACCGCCUGGUUGGGCCUGGGAAAUGGGAAGGUGCCAGGAAUGCCAUCUUCACACAGAAACAAAGGAUACUAAAGCCCCUAAAGACACGGUCUCUGAGACCUUCAUCUAACUUCCCAUCUUCCUUCCUGUUGAAAAUCCUGGGGCUUUUUGCUCUUGUUGUUGCCUUCUUUUUCCAACUGCAGUGGUUCUAAUCUGUCAACAUAACACUUUUUCUGCUUUCUUACCUUCUCAGUACCUCUUAAAGAAAAAGAAAACUAAAAGAAACAAUAUUAAAUCUAAAGUUUAAAGUUUAAAAGGACAAGUAAAAGGAUUAAUUGCAGAAAAAUAGGAGAAUUAGAUCUAUGUAAAACCAAAAUUAUUUCUUGGCCAUUUUUCCCUUUCCUCAAGGUAAUUAGUCUCCAAAAAGUACAAUAAAGUAAGCCCUUCCCAGAUCAAUAACACUAUCAGCCUUGAUAGGACUUGAGUUAAUAGAAUUACACAGAAUUAGAAACUGGAUCUUUAGUGUAAAUUACCAAACAAUUUUAAUAGUGGUAAAUAUUGAAAACCUCUUGCACAAAGUAUUCAAUAGUGGUCCUAUUAUUAUCAUUAUUAUUAUUACUAUCAUCAUCAUUAUCAUUAGUGAUUCUAUUAUUUAAUAGAUGUCAGAUGUUGUCAUGCACAUUGGAUUGGUUUGGUAUCACUCAACAAUACUGAAUUGCUGAGUGUAGAGACACAUACCUGUAAACUUAGCCCUCAGGAGGAUUGGGCUCCACAGUGAAACCUUGUCUCAAAAACAAAACAAACAAAACCACUACAGAGCCUCAUUACUAAGAAAAAUAAUGUUUAUAUAAAUAACAAAUAAGCUAAGUAAAGCUCACUGAUAUGCAAAUAAGCUUAGAAAACAGUUACAUGUCUUACAUGUAUGGCAAAAUAGAAUAUAAGUAAGAUAAGCAAUAUAAGGAUAUAAGUAAUCAUGCCAUAUUAGCCAGUUAGAAGAUAUAUAGAUACAUAUAAUUUGUGAACUGCUUAUAAUAGGCUAGAUAUUGUGCUGUGUACAUGUCAUAUAUAUUAUUUUAUUUGUUUCUCACAACAACUCUGAAAUGGGUACCCAUUUUACAGAUUAUAAAACUGAGAUUCACAGUAGUUGUAUAAACAUAUCCAAGAUCACAUGGCUAAUCCUAGAUGGAGCUCAAACUGGAGCACAGGAUUGUGGGACUCUAGAACUAAAGGUUAUAACCUCACCCACAAUAUGCUUAUAUAUAAGACACCCACUAUAAAUAAAGUAUUUACUAAUAGUUUAUUUAUUUUAGCACAUGUUAGUUUUGAAGGAUCUUUACAUGGAAAUGGCACUCUUCUAGCAAACAUGAUCUAAUUGAUUUUAUCUACAAUAUUUGUUUAUAUUUCAGCUAGGCCAAAAAAUGCAUUUGAAGAAAAUUACAAUGAAAGACCUCUAGGUACUAACACUUAAGAUCAUCACUGAGUAACCAGAGCUUCUGUCUAUAAUCUCAAUACUGGGCAAGAUUGAGUCAAGAGGAUUGUGAGUUUCAGGCCAGCCUGGAUUAUAUGUGGAACCCCAGGCUAGGCUGGGCAGUAUACUGAGAUUCUGUUUCAACAACAACAAUGAAAGAUAAUUAUGGACAUUCUGGAUAAAUAAGAAUGGAGGAAUAAAAGCACUAUGUAGCAAGUAGAUGAAAUAUGAUUGAGCCCUGUGUCUAGCACUAACCUUACAGAAAACCAAGCCAAAAUGCUAAACCAAAUGUUUAUCUUUGCCAUCUGAUAAAAGGAAGCAUAUCAGUUAGGAGAGAAAAACAUUUUUCUUGGAACAGAAGACUAAAAUAAGAUUCAAGCAAUUCAAUGUCUGUAAACAUUCAGCAACAUAACAAACAUUUAGCUAUGCUCUUUCCAUCAACUGGGCUUUGAGAGACUAGCUACACUGGUUUGGGAACCCAGACCAAAACCUCUAAAAAGAGGCUAAGGGUCCAGGACGUUGAACAUUAAGGCAGACUUUUCUUCCUUAUAUCUCUCAAGCUUCUGUGAACACCACUCUUAUCUUUAGCGUGGAUUUCUCCCUCAAUAUGCUAGAACAAUCUGCUGGACUCUCUACCAGGGGGAAGUUUUUCUUUAAUGUUCAUUGAAAUUACACAAGUUUGUCCCAUUUGUACACAUCUUUUAUUAUAAACAAAUUCCUUUAAAACUCACAAAUGUGUACAUAGAUUUCAUUCUUGAUUUUAAAAAAUAAUUACUUUGCCAAAUAUUAAAGACUUUACAAUCCAUUGUGUUAACAAUAAUUUUAGAAAUCACCAAGCCUUAUUAGCAAAAGUCAGAAAACUACUUACUGUCUAUGUAGCAAUUCUUGUUUUUGUAAAUAAUUUCAUUGGACACACCCACUAAUUUAUCAUCUGUGCUACAAUGGUAGAGCUGAAUAUUGGAAGCAGAAACCCUGUGGCACAGAAAGCCUAAAAUAUCUACAAUCUGACCUGUUUCAUACCAUCUGCAGUAUAUUGUCCUGAUGGAUUCUCACAGCUUACUUCGUUGCAUCAUUACCAUUACCUAGGAAGUGCCAUGAAGUACCUGUGCUUAUACUUCCCUAGCAUCAGAGACUAAGAGAUGCUUGUUGGAUUAAUGUUAAACUAGUGGAAAGAAAGAGUGUCAUUAAGGUAAAAAAUAUUAUUAAAUAAAUGAAUUGCCUUGAAAUUUUGACAAAUCGCUUGAAAUCUCCCCCCAAAUAUCAGGAGACCUUAAUAAAAAUGUGAAUAAUUCAUUUCUAGAAGACACCACCCCUAAGCAAGCCUCAUUCAGACCAUUGUCUCUCUAACUCUAACUCUGAACAUAAAACUCUCACAGACCAGACAUAUUGUCUGAGAUCUUUUGUUUCAAAUUAUGAUCCACAGAAUAACUCUGAAGCUUAUUAACAAAAGAUCCUUCGUGCAAAUGAAGCAGUAAGUCAAGCUGCCCUAACAAGUCUCUGCUGGACUUUGCAGAAAUAAAUACAUCUACUCCCAAAAGAUUCUUGUGCACAUUAAAUUUAGGAACUACUAAUAGUUGAAGCUCUCUC
Molecule: messenger RNA, 4619 nt
Organism: Perognathus longimembris pacificus (Pacific pocket mouse)
Lineage: Eukaryota; Metazoa; Chordata; Mammalia; Rodentia; Heteromyidae
Gene: Fmo2
Product: flavin containing dimethylaniline monoxygenase 2
Exons: 9
Coding region: 169-1776 (535 amino acids)
Molecular function (GO): flavin adenine dinucleotide binding; NADP binding; N,N-dimethylaniline monooxygenase activity
Source: RefSeq, a predicted model, not a curated record